Messenger RNA from Phacochoerus africanus (Common warthog), 1918 nucleotides. RefSeq names its product phenylalanyl-tRNA synthetase subunit beta (gene FARSB). Gene Ontology annotation, biological process: phenylalanyl-tRNA aminoacylation. Gene Ontology annotation, cellular component: cytoplasm; phenylalanine-tRNA ligase complex. Gene Ontology annotation, molecular function: ATP binding; RNA binding; magnesium ion binding. The coding region runs from base 19 to 1788 and encodes 589 amino acids. The record is from RefSeq and is a predicted model, not a curated record. NCBI's taxonomy places the organism in Eukaryota, Metazoa, Chordata, Mammalia, Artiodactyla, Suidae. The transcript has 17 exons.
CAGUAGGCUCCACUCACCAUGCCGACUGUCAGCGUGAAGCGCGAUGUGCUCUUCCGAGCUCUGGGCCGGACCUACACCAAUGAAGAAUUUGAUGAACUAUGUUUUGAAUUUGGUCUGGAACUCGAUGAAAUUACUUCUGAGAAGGAAAUUAUAAGUAAGGAACAAGGUAAUGAAAAGGCACAGGGGGCCUCUGAUGUUGUUCUCUACAAAAUUGACGUCCCUGCCAAUAGAUAUGAUCUCCUUUGUCUGGAAGGAUUGGUUCGAGGACUUCAAGUCUUCAAAGAAAGGAUAAAGGCUCCAGUGUAUAAACGGGUAAUGCCCAAUGGAGAAAUCCAGAAAUUAAUCAUCACAGAAGAGACAGCUAAAAUACGCCCGUAUGCUGUUGCAGCGGUUCUACGAAACAUGAAGUUUACUAAAGAUCGGUAUGACAGCUUCAUUGAACUUCAGGAGAAAUUACAUCAGAACAUCUGCAGGAAAAGAGCACUUGUUGCUAUUGGUACCCAUGAUUUGGACACUUUGUCAGGCCCAUUUACUUACACUGCAAAGAAGCCUGCAGACAUCAAAUUCAAACCUCUAAAUAAGAGCAAGGAGUAUACAGCCUGUGAACUGAUGAACAUAUACAAGACUGACAAUCAACUUAAACAUUAUUUACAUAUAAUUGAAAACAAACCUCUGUAUCCAGUUAUCUAUGACAGCAAUGGUGUAGUCCUUUCCAUGCCUCCAAUCAUCAAUGGAAAUCAUUCCAAAAUAACAGUGAAUACUAGAAAUGUAUUUAUUGAAUGCACAGGAACUGACUUUACUAAGGCAAAAAUAGUUCUUGAUACUAUUGUCACCAUGUUCAGUGAAUAUUGUGAUAAUCAGUUUACGGUUGAAGCAGCUGAGGUAGUUUUUCCUAAUGGAAAAUUACAUACCUUUCCAGAACUGGCUUACCGAAAGGAGAUAGUGAGAGCUGAUCUAAUUAACAAAAAAAUUGGAAUCAGAGAAACUCCAGAAAAUCUUGCCAAGCUUCUGACCAGGAUGUGUUUAAAGUCAGAAGUCAUAGGCGAUGGGCAUCAGAUUGAGAUUGAGGUCCCUCCGACCAGAGCCGACAUUAUCCAUGCCUGUGAUAUCAUAGAAGAUGCAGCUAUUGCUUAUGGAUAUAACAACAUUCAGAUGACUCUCCCGAAAACAUACACCAUAGCUAAUCAAUUCCCCCUAAAUAAGUUCACAGAACUCCUGAGACAUGACAUGGCAGCUGCUGGAUUCACUGAAGCACUUACCUUUGCCCUGUGCUCUCAAGAAGAUAUUGCUGAUAAACUGGGUUUGGAUAUCUCUGCAACAAAGGCAGUCCACAUAAGUAAUCCUAAAACAGCUGAAUUUCAGGUGGCACGCACUACCCUUCUUCCUGGCCUCCUAAAAACCAUAGCUGCAAAUCGGAAGAUGCCCCUUCCUCUAAAACUGUUUGAAAUCUCUGACGUUGUAAUAAAAGAUUCUAGCAGAGAUGUAGGUGCAAGAAACUACAGGCAUCUCUGUGCUGUUUAUUACAACAAGAAUCCUGGGUUUGAGAUAAUCCAUGGGCUCCUGGACAGAAUCAUGCAGCUAUUUGCUGUGCCUCCUGGUGAAAAGAAGGGAGGAUAUGUGAUCAAAGCAUCAGAAGGCCCUGCAUUCUUCCCUGGCCGCUGUGCUGAGAUCUUUGCCCGGGGUCAGAGCAUCGGGAAGCUGGGGGUCCUUCAUCCUGAUGUGAUCACUAAAUUUGAGCUGACCCUGCCCUGCUCCUGCUUGGAAAUCAACAUCGAGCCGUUCUUGUGAAGAUGGGUCUCUGUUUUGUGGCUAUCGCCCCUCGGGCCCCUCUCUCCUUCCCAGUGCCCUUUCAGUCGUCCCCAGAUGAACGUCCACCUGUGCUUGUGCAUUAAUGUUGAAUAAAAUACAGAGAAGUGUC